AACUGAACAUAUUCUUUGAAAACUUUGAUCUGAGCGCCUGAAAAUGUUGGCGUACGUUCUGAUCGCGAUUCUAAUUGUUUUUCUUAAUUUCAAAUCGUGGCAAGUUCGUAGACGUUGCAAGGAUGUUUUGAAUUUGCCGGGACCUAAGAACUAUCCGUUUAUUGGAACAAUCCUAGAAUUUGGUAACAAUCCAGUAGAUUUUUUGAAGAACAUGCAACGAUUAUUCGAAGAGCACGGUCCAAUAUUGCGUUUCUGGAACAACACCGAAUACCCGACGGUGAUGAUAUCAGGAGCCAAAUAUAUGGAAAUAAUAUUAGGAUCUUCAGAGCACUUACAGAGGACGCGACUCUAUAGAUUACUGGAGGUUUGGCUAGGAAACGGAAUUCUGGUGACUGAUGCGACAACCUGGCGAAAGAACCGGAAACUCUUAAAUCCGAUGUUCAACACGAAAAUUUUGGAAGGCUUCAUCCCAACAUUUGAGCGACUUUCUAAUAUAUUAGUUGACAAAAUAAGAGAGAAUAUUUCAGUUCCCUUCGAUGUCUUCCCAUUAAUUAAUUUAUAUUCAUUGGAUAUGAUCUGCGAAUCAGCGAUGGGUCAUGAGAUAAAUGCCCAACUGAAUCCUGAGUUCCAAUACGUGAAAUCCUGCAAAAGAUUCUUGGAGUUGCACUUAGAACGCUUGUUUUCUCUAUUGAAGACCAACGAUUUUCUAUACAGUUUCAUGGAUGCCAGCAAGGAACAGAUGGAACAUGUCGAAUUGAUAAAAUCAAUCGCAAAAAACGUGAUCAAAGAGAAAAUAUCGAAUUUCCAUAAUAAAGAUUGCAACAAACCUAAAGAUAUGAUGGAUAUGUUCCUGAAUAUCGUUAGAGACGGUAAUUUGACCCAAACUGAAGUUAGAAAUGAAGUGGAUACGCUCAUAUUUGCGGGACACGACACCGUUGCUUCGGUUCUGAGCAUGGUGAUCUUCGAGCUUGGUAAGAAUCAGGGUGUGCAGGUGAGGUUGAUCCAGGAAAUCGAUGAAAAUAUCUCCGGAAAUGAGGAGAUAACGCUUAGUAAACUAAACAAGUUGCCUUAUCUGGAAUGCGUCCUAAAAGAAUCCAUGAGGCUACAUCCGCCAGUACCUUUCACGGAGAGGCUUAUACGGAAGGACUUCACCAUUGAUGGAUAUUUGAUACCAGCGAAGACAAACAUUUGUGUGCACUUUUACGGUUUGCACAGAGAUCCCGAUCAUUUUCCCAACCCCGACCAUUUCGAUCCGGAAAGAUUCACACCGGAGAACACGCCAAAAGGAACGAGUUUUGUUUCGCCCCUUUCAGUGCUGGUCCUCGAAACUGCAUAGGACAAAAAUACGCAAUGAUGGUUAUGAAAUAUACCGUGGU
Molecule: messenger RNA, 1376 nt
Organism: Nicrophorus vespilloides
Lineage: Eukaryota; Metazoa; Arthropoda; Insecta; Coleoptera; Silphidae
Product: cytochrome P450 4d2-like
Exons: 7
Coding region: 44-1336 (430 amino acids)
Molecular function (GO): monooxygenase activity; heme binding; iron ion binding
Source: RefSeq, a predicted model, not a curated record